AUGAAAGGUUCUUUGUGUAUAUUGUUUAAGCAUAAAAGCAUUUCUAGUAGAAACCUCUUUAGCCUAUUGCCUGUUCAUACCGUUACACAAUCAAUCAUCUUCACACCACAGGUCGGCCGUCCCAUCAUCUCAGCCAUUUUGCGAUGUCUCUCAAACCAAUCGCUCUUGGAUGGACCCGAGCCCCAACCAGAUGAGAACGAACGAUAUACUUCAAAUGCAGAAGGUACCCCACACACACCUGAAGCCGUCCAAAUACAAGUCAAGGCAAACUCGCUGCUACCCCUGACUGUAGCGGAGCAUAUUAUAAGCCGCGCCAAAGAUGUAUUCAGUACGGAGGCGAACGUGGUGCGUGUGCAAGCGCCGGCCACGGUCGUGGGCGACAUACACGGACAGUUCGGUGAUUUGUUGAGGAUAUUCGAUAUACACGGACAGGUACGAGACCGGCCUGUGCGCGCUUGUGGCACGUCAGCAGCUGGUGUCUCUGGGUCUGACGACGCGAUGUUUGGUUCGGGAGGGGCGGCGGGUGUUGAAGACCGGGAUGACGAUGAGGAUUACAGCCGUUGUCCACAGUAUGUGUUCCUGGGGGACUAUGUGGAUCGGGGUUACUACUCGUGUGAGGUGGUGUUGUACCUGUUCACACUCAAGAUAGCGUAUCCUCAGCGCAUAUGGAUGCUGAGAGGGAACCAUGAGACCAGGUGCAUGACCACCAAGAAUUUUGGGGCCGAGGGCGUCAAUUUUAGGACAGAGUGUGUGGCGAAAUACGGCCUGGCGCUGUACGAGAAAAUCAUGUCUUGCUUUGACUACCUACCCAUCUGCGCAGUCAUUGAGAAUGGUAUCGCGGGGAAUGAGGGCAUCCCAUCCGGUGCACAUGGCAGCAGAACCGGGACAACCAGCAUAGAUAGCAGUGGUGAGAAAAUAAGCGGUGGUGUUCCAGGUGACGAAAGUGCUCCGCCCAAACAGUGGCAGCGCUUCUUCUGCCUGCAUGGAGGGUUGUCGCCAAAACUGAAGACACUGGCAGAGAUCGAUGCCAUCCCACGCACUCAAGAGCCCCCACUCAAAGGUGCGUUGUGUGAUCUCCUGUGGGCCGAUCCCCUGGCCGACAGUUUGGCCGAGCGACUGAAUGCAACUGACUAUGAGGAGUUCCUCGAAUUAGACUACCUGCCUAAUCCACCCAGAGGAUGCUCUGUCUUCUUUGCGUACGAUGCUAUUAAAACUUUCCUGGAUACCAAUCAGGUAGACGGCAUUAUCCGAGCCCAUCAGGUGGUGCAGGAUGGGGUGGCGUAUCACUACAAACGCCUGCGUGAUUCUCCUGAGGACUUCGACUUCCCGAUGGUCACCACGGUGUUCAGCGCGAGCAACUACUGCGGGACGUAUAUGAACCUGGGUGCGGUGCUGCAUCUGUCGGCUGAGCAUGGGCUUAGAGCCUCCCAGCACGAGAUGGUGGAGGUGCAAGACGCCGCGCUGCGCAAAGCGAACUUCAACAAGGCCACGAUCCAGGAUCAACGGAGUGAGAUUCAUCCUGGGUGGAGCUCACUACGUCGGGCUGUCACCACACUCGCCACGUUCCGAAGCAUGACGAAACAAAGCUCACUAAGUUCGCUGAAAAAGAGUGCAACAGUCGCGCUCCGGACCUCAAACCAGGAUGCAGACAAUGCUAUACAGAAGAUAGACACCGCUCCUGAAUUCGACGGCAAGGGCAAUGGUACAGCCGUCAAGGACAACAACAAACACACAGACAACCCCACAGACACGGGCGGGCUUAUGGGCACCAUAUUAACCAGGAAGGAUAACAACAAACACACACACAACCUCAGAGAUGCAGGCAGGCUUACGGAUAUCAUAUUCCCUGAGGAUCUGUCUCAGCUACGAUACGUUUUCGAUUCCAUUGAUGUCAACGGAAAUAACAGCCUGGACAUGCGGGAGCUGUAUGAGUUCGUGCGCCUGGUGCGAUCGGAUUUCAGUGUGGCACCGAACGCCAUGGAAGAUUUGUUCAAACGCGUAGAUGCGGAUGAAGAUGGCCAGAUUGACUUUGAAGAGUUCGCUGCCUUUGCCACAACUGCACUACGGACUCGUAGUGACUCACCGGUGGAUACCACGGGCAUAACCCUAGACCCUGUGAAUGGUACUACCUCCGGUGCGGAAAAGUUAAACCCAACUACAACACAGGGGCAGCAGUCCGUACCGGAGAAGCAAAGGAACCCCUUGGCGUCUGCGCCUUCGAUGGAUGUUGCUGCCGAGCGAUCGAAAUCCGUUAGUAUCUUAGUCAUGGGUACACUUCCAAAAACUGCAGCGCUCGGGUGAUGUGUCGAUACUUCCCUAGCCAUCUUGGUUGCACAAGCACUAUGAUUUUACCAUAGGCUACGUCGUGGAUAGUUGCUGCCGCACAUAUAAAUAUAUAAAUAAACAUAAAUAUAUAACUGACCGUGAACUUCUGUCAUGCUCACGUCAGUUCAGCGGAUAGAGGUAUGUAUACUACGCACAUUAUUAUGUAUUCCACUGCGUCUGCGAGGAUCUUCUAGGCUCUGAUGUGCU
This is a messenger RNA of Sphaeroforma arctica JP610, 2532 nucleotides long. RefSeq lists its product as hypothetical. The record is from RefSeq and is a predicted model, not a curated record. The coding region runs from base 1 to 2301 and encodes 766 amino acids. Gene Ontology annotation, cellular component: calcineurin complex; cytoplasm. Gene Ontology annotation, biological process: calcineurin-mediated signaling. Gene Ontology annotation, molecular function: calmodulin binding; calcium ion binding; calmodulin-dependent protein phosphatase activity. The transcript is spliced from 8 exons. Lineage: Eukaryota; Ichthyosporea; Ichthyophonida.